Molecule: messenger RNA, 801 nt
Organism: Sphaeramia orbicularis (orbiculate cardinalfish)
Lineage: Eukaryota; Metazoa; Chordata; Actinopteri; Kurtiformes; Apogonidae
Gene: sumo2a
Product: small ubiquitin like modifier 2a
Exons: 4
Coding region: 67-357 (96 amino acids)
Molecular function (GO): protein binding
Source: RefSeq, a predicted model, not a curated record
GAAAGUGGCGCGCCAGACAGCGCACUGCGCAGCCGCAGCAGUACAGGCACAGACACAGCAGCAAACAUGGCAGACGAAAAACCCAAGGAGGGAGUGAAGACAGAAAACAAUGAGCACAUCAACCUGAAGGUGGCAGGACAGGAUGGAUCAGUGGUGCAGUUCAAGAUCAAAAGGCACACUCCUCUCAGCAAACUCAUGAAAGCUUAUUGUGAACGGCAGGGCCUGUCGAUGAGGCAAAUAAGAUUUCGAUUUGAUGGUCAGCCCAUCAAUGAAACAGAUACCCCAUCGCAGCUAGAAAUGGAGGACGAGGACACGAUUGACGUAUUCCAACAGCAAACUGGAGGCUCUUCUCUUUAAAGACUGUUUCCUACAAACAUCCCUACCUCCCCUCUUCACCCCUGAACAUCUUUAUGCUCAUGACCAGUGUUGAUACCAUCCAGUGGAAUACUUUACAGAAUGGUUAAAAGCAGCAGCACAGUUGGUAUAGAUUUUAUUACUAUCAUUUGUACAUCAUCAUGUCAGAACUGUGCAGUGUAGACAACUUGUAAGCUGCAGUGAAUCUGAUGUGCCCAAGAACCUAAACUUGUUCUUUUUUCUUUUCUUUUCUUUUUUUUUUUCGGAAAGUUGCGGGGGGAACAUUUUUUCAUCCUUUUUUUUUUUUUUUUUUAACUUGUUUCAACAAGGUUUUGUUUUAUUUUGGAAUUUUGUUAUUGUCAAGGAAGCCUGUGUUUUAAAUUCACUGACAUUUGUUGUUCUGAAAAUGUAUUAUUGGAAUAAAAUGAGGGUUUUUUUUUUUUUAAA